Molecule: messenger RNA, 2404 nt
Organism: Trachymyrmex cornetzi
Lineage: Eukaryota; Metazoa; Arthropoda; Insecta; Hymenoptera; Formicidae
Gene: abs
Product: ATP-dependent RNA helicase abstrakt
Molecular function (GO): ATP binding; RNA helicase activity; zinc ion binding
Source: RefSeq, a predicted model, not a curated record
AGUGUAAUACUUUAUAAUUACAUAGAAUAAUAAUAAAAUACGAGUAAUUAAUGCUCUAAUAUAUCGCAGUAUAAUCUUCUUCCAAUAAAUCCAUUGUAGCAAGAAUAUUUCUACAAUGAAUUGGGAUAAUCGGGAUAACAACGAAUCUCCAAUAAAGGUACAGAGAUAUAGAAGGAAAGAGGAAGAAGACAGUCCUUUGGAUACUGACGAUGAUUACGAACCAUAUGUACCUGUUAAGCAUCGUAAAAAACAAUUGCUCAUGAAAUUGGGUAAACUCGGACAAUUAAAAGAAGAAGCUAUUAAUGGCAUUGGAAAGAGUAGUAGUGAGAAUGAGAAAGAUGAUGCUGACAAUGAUGAUGGACAGGUUUGGGGAAGGAAAUCAAAUAUCUCUCUUCUUGAUCAACAUACCGAACUGAAGAAAUUGGCUGAAGCCAAGAAGGAGAGUGCCAUGGAGAAGCAGUUGAAGGAGGAAGAGAAGAUUCUGGAAAGUGUGGCUGAGAAUAAAGCUCUAAUGGGUGUGGCUGAAUUAGCCAAGGGUAUUCAAUACAAGGAUUCUAUCAAGACCAAUUGGCAACCGCCAAGAGUGAUACUUAAUUUCGGUGAGAUGCGUCAUGAGAGAGUACGUAGAAAGCUCAGAAUACUUGUGGAAGGUGACGAAGUACCGCCACCCUUGAAAACUUUUAAGGAAAUGAAAUUUCAUAAAGGAAUCUUAUAUGGAUUGGAACAGAAGGGUAUCAUCAAGCCAACUCCAAUUCAAGUUCAAGGAAUACCCACAGUAUUGUCUGGUCGCGACAUGAUUGGUAUAGCUUCCACUGGUAGUGGUAAAACGUUGGUGUUUGUUUUACCUAUCAUUGAAUUUUGUCUGGAACAAGAAAUCGAUAUGCCAUUCAUUAAAUCAAGAGAAUUGGCUAAGCAAACCUAUGACAUAAUUCGGCACUAUACUAAUAGUUUAAGACAAACGGAUUGCCCAGAGAUACGCUGUUGCUUGGCAAUAGGAGGUGUGCCAGUUUCAGAGUCAUUAGCUAUAAUCAACAAAGGUGUACAUAUAAUGGUAGCAACACCGGGACGAUUAAUGGAUAUGUUACAUAAAAAGAUGGUUACUUUAAGUGUAUGCCGUUAUCUUUGCAUGGAUGAGGCAGAUCGCAUGAUAGAUAUGGGAUUCGAAGAAGAUGUUCGAACAAUAUUUUCUUUUUUCAAAGGUCAGAGGCAAACGCUUUUAUUCUCUGCUACUAUGCCGAAAAGAAUUCAAAAUUUUGCGCGUUCAGCAUUGGUGAAACCUGUAACUAUAAACGUUGGUCGGGCUGGUGCCGCGUCAAUGAACGUAAUACAAGAGGUGGAAUAUGUCAAGCAAGAGGCUAAGAUUGUUUAUCUCUUAGAAUGUCUUCAGAAAACUGCACCGCCAGUCUUAAUAUUCGCAGAGAAGAAGCGUGAUGUGGAUGCCAUCCAUGAGUAUCUGCUUAUAAAAGGAGUGGAAGCUGUUGCGAUACAUGGAGGAAUAGAUCAGGAAGAAAGAUCACGUUCAGUGGAAGCGUUUCGCGCAGGUCGAAAAGACGUACUCGUUGCGACAGACGUUGCAUCAAAGGGUCUCGAUUUUGCCGAUGUGCAACACGUUAUUAAUUAUGACAUGCCAGACGAUGUAGAAAAUUACGUGCACAGGAUAGGACGAACCGGCCGUUCUGGACGUACUGGUAUAGCAACGACUUUCAUUAAUAAAGCAAAUGAUGAAUCAGUGCUGCUCGAUCUUAAACAUUUACUAAUGGAAGCAAAGCAAAAGGUGCCACCAUUCUUGCUGGAACUUUGCUCUGAGAAUGAAAAAUAUCUUAAUCUGGGAGACGAACGCGGAUGCAGUUAUUGUGGUGGACUCGGACACAGAAUCACAGAGUGUCCAAAACUGGAGGCUGUGCAAAACAAGCAGGCAUCCAAUAUCGGACGUCGCGAUUAUCUGGCUAGUAAUGCCGCCGAUUAUUAAAUAACUCAUUUUAAAAUUGUAUUUAUUGUAAAUAUGUAUAGCACAUACAGGGUGAGUUCCGGACCAUUGAAAUAUCUCGAAAACAAAGUAUUUUUUGGGAAAAAUGAUUCAGACAAAAGUUGUAGGGUUUAAAAAUAUCUAUUUACUAAUUACAUCUAUUUGAUUUUGGGUGGCAUUACCAAGGUCAGGUCAAUCGAUUUUUUUUAAAUAGGACACCCUAUUUUUUAUUCCAGAAUCUAAUAGCUAAUGUCAAGAGCUUUUCAAAACAUUAUAAUAAAGUUCAUUUUCAUUAAGUACUUUUCGUAAGUACUUAAAGUUAUAAGGUUUAAAAUUUACAGUACCGUCGGCAUUAUCAUUACUCAAAAUAUUCAACCAACUUAGAUUUAUAGGGGAGAGUGGUCUAAAUCGGAUCUAUUUGCAGUUUUUGCUCUCUAU